Molecule: messenger RNA, 3585 nt
Organism: Spirodela intermedia
Lineage: Eukaryota; Viridiplantae; Streptophyta; Magnoliopsida; Alismatales; Araceae
Source: the annotation of a GenBank genome assembly
AUGGAGUGCAUCUGCAUGGGAGAUCAGGUCAAAGGAGACAAGAUCAUCCAGUCCUCUGAUCACCAGGCGACCAAGGAACCCCCGGCUGAGACCGACUCUCCUGGUGUUGAUGAUAUCGAACAAAGGAUCGACACUGGAAACAUUGAAGAAGCUGUCUCAACCCUUCGCGAGGGUGGACUACUGAACUACGAUGUGAGUGGGCGGGUCUCCGUUCCUCGGGUUUUCAUUCCCUUGUUGAUUUCACUGAGUUCUUUCCGAGUCAAGUAAAUUCUCUGUGAUCGCUUUUCUUCCCCAAAAUCUGUAAAUUUUCUUAAUGCUCCAGAGUUAUUUCCAUUGACCACCAUCUGUAGAUUCGUCCAUUUCAUGUUUCUUUGAUGGAAUUCCAUGCUUCAAGCGAUUUGAUAUAUCAAUAGGACAUGGGAUUAUACAGAGAUUGUGAUUUCUGGCCCAAUAUGUUCCCCUUUGUGCUGGGAGAUCUGUUGAUCUGCCAAUUAUCUUGAGCAUCAUCAUCACUGGCGGAUGAAAUGGCCCGCUGUUUACAGAUGGGUCGGCAUCUUGUGUUCAUCUCUCACGAUCCUACUGGAGUUCCCUAAUCUGGGUAUCUUUUCAAAUCUGAGCACCUUCAUUCGGGAUCCUCAUCUUCCUUUUGAAAACAUCCAUUCCUGUAGAAAUUAUUAUUUUCCUUCAUCUCUAAGCGAGUAGAAUCCGCCUUCCGUCAUCCGGUUGCAGCUGGAUGCGAGGACACUCCCCUGCUUGUUGCUUGUCAAUGGAAGCACCCUCUCAGUCUCAUGUUUUGCUUCUUCGUGCUUCAGGCUGCUUGGUUACUAACGCAUCAGACAAUACAAUGCAUGCUGAUCUUGGUAUCUCUCGACGAUCAUUUUCUAUCUUAUUGGGCACAAAUUUUCUCAAAGAACUCGUGUUGUUCAUCCGGAUGGAACUGCCUCUGUUUAUUUAGAUCAUGCGCAGAAAAGCUCCUCCCCCGAAAGUCAAUCGGUUGUUCUUCAGAAGAACAAGACUUUAAAUUAAAUAUUUUUUUUCUCAUUUUUGUAACCAGGAAGCCAGAGCAUUGUUGGGGAGGAUGGAAUACAGCCGGGGGAAUGUGGAGGCCGCGCUUCGUGUUCUUGAUGGAAUCGACAUGAUUACAGUAGUUCCUAAAUUGAAGCAUUCAAUCGCGGGGAGGGCAGAGGGCCACAGACAUCGGCUUCAUGGUGAUCUGGUCAAACCCAUGUCAAUGCACGCCGUCAGUUUGCUCUUCGAAGCUAUUCUUCUCAAAGCCCAAUCUUUGGCGCAUCUUGGGAAAUUCAAAGGUCAACACACCUUUCUCCGAUAUUACUUUAACCACCCGUUCUCAUGCAUCUAUCUGCUGGUGUCAUGUCUCAGAAACAUGGUGGCACAUGACUCCCGUCUUGCAUCUCUGACUUCUUAUUGGGUGUUGACCUCUUCCAGAAGCUGCGCAAUCAUGCAGCACUAUACUGGACGUCGUCCAAGCUGCCGUGCCGAAGGGAGGUUUCUCUGUGAACUCGGGAACCGAUUCUAAGCUACAGGAGGUGCUGAGCAGGGCCGUGGAGCUGCUUCCAGAGCUGUGGAAGCAGGCCGGUUUUCCCCAGGAAGCUAUCUCGUCAUACCGAAGGGCCCUUCUCAAUCACUGGAACAUUGACGCGGCGACAGCUGCGAGGAUUCGAAAAGAGUUCGCGGUUUUCCUUCUCUAUGGAGGUUGCGAAGCUAAUCCUCCUCCAAAUUCCUAUGCGCAGACGAUGGACGGCUCCUUUGUGCCCAGGAGCAACGUCGAGGAGGCCGUUCUUCUGCUGAUGAUCCAAUCGAGGAUGAUUGCUCUCGACCAGAUCGAGUGGGAUCCAUCGGUCAUCGAUCAUCUGACAUUUGCGUUUUCCAUUUCUGGGGAGCUGACCGCCUUAGCCGGGCUGAUCGAAGGCCUGCUCCCCGGGGUGCUAGACAGGAAAGAAAGAUUCUACACCCUCGCGCUGUGUUACUCGAGUGAAGGGGACGAGCUGGUCGCCUUGGAUCUCCUGAAGAAGAUCUUAAGCCCCAGGGAGGACCCGGACUGCUUGAAAGCGCUGCUGCUGGCUUCCAAAAUUUGUGGGCAGAGUGGCGCCCACGCAGAAGACGGUGUCUCCUACGCGCGCAGGGCUGUGGACAGUUUGGAUAAGGCGGGGGAUGUUCUGAUGGGGGGUGUUGCCAAUCUGCUGAUGGGCAUUUCUCUCUCUGCCCAGGCGAGAUCCUCCGCCUCAGACGCAGAAAGGGUUGCCAAGCAGCGUGAGGCUCUCGGGGUGCUGGAGAAAGCAGAGAAGAUGACCAGGGGCGAGGAUCCGAGAGUUCUGCAUAAUCUCAGCCUAGAGAACGCCGAGCAGAGGAAGUUGGAUGCGGCGCUGCGUUAUGCGAAGCUGCUGCUGAGACUUGAAGCUGGAUCGAAUGUAGGGAGUUGGGUUCUGCUGGCUCGGAUACUGUCCGCCCAGAAGCGUUUCCGUGAUGCGGAGAGCGUCGUCAAUGCCGCGUUGGAUCAGACUGAGAGCUGGAGCCAUGGAGAGCUGCUGCGGAUCAAAGCUAGAAUCCAGGUUGCUCGGGGACAGGUUAAGAACGCGAUCGAGACGUACACACAGCUUCUCGCCCUUGUCCAUCUCAGGAGGAAGAAGAACCUUGGCCUCGGACUGAAGUCUUCUGCUAAGGUCACUACUUUAUUUUUGAUUUUUGAUCUUCUUUUUUUGCUUGAGAUUCGGACGCUGCAUGCGGCUUUCAAUCGCUUGGAGACUGAUUCAUGUGCUCCAACUGGGUUCGACAUUCAUGGCAGGACGGAGGAAAAGACAGCAACUUAGAGAUAGAAGCGUGGCAUGACCUGGCUAAUGUCUACGUGGGUAUGUCCCAGUGGGACGAUGCCGAGGUUUGCCUCUCUAAAUCCAGGGCCAUCAGACCCUCGUCGGCUCCAUUGUGGCAAGUCGCAGGUAUUUGAUCUCCCAUUUUUCGCAUCUUCAUCUUCUUCUUCCAUUCUUGCACACGCAUACAGACGCAGACAUGGAGGUGGAUAAGUUGCAUCUCCUUGGUCAAAUUUUGAUCUUUCUUAUGAGGACCUCUUUGGUAUUCUAACAACUAAAAUGGGUCUUGGCUCGAUCAUCCUGUUGUCAUCUGAUCCGUUGCGUCUAGGGCGAUACCAGAGAGGGGAAGAAAGAAAAAAGAAGAAGAAGAAAGAAUCAGAUGUCGUUCAGUCGGGAGCAUAGAUCGAAUAACAGUAACCUGUUGGCGUUCAUGUUCUCAGGGGAAGUCUACAAGGCCAGGGGCCUCCUCAGAGAAGCGCUGGGUGCAUUUAAGAACGCACUAGAGAUCGAUCCCUCCCACGCGCCGAGCAUGGUCUCCACCGCCGUCGUUCUCGGACAACUCGGGGGUCAACGGCCGACGGCCCUGAGGAGCUACCUGAGCGAUGCGCUCAGGCUGGACAGGACCAACUACGCCGCCUGGUUCAAUCUCGGCUUGCUCCGCGCCGCCGAGGGGGGCGGCAGAUCGGUGGCUGAAGCGGCGGAGUGUUUCCAGGCCGCCGCCCUUCUUGAGGAGUCAGCGCCCGUCGAGGAUUUCAGAUGA